AUGGAUAUGACAGCAGCCUCACAGGGGGUUGAGAAGGUUACCCUUCUUCUCAACUCAUUCCCUGUGAAGGCAAGUGUAAUUACCUACUUCCUAAUGCACAGCAACUCAUUCCCUGUGAAGCCCAGGGCAAGUCCCCUCAGCGACUUUGAGGAAUUAGUGGCUGGAGAAGACUCUCCAGUGCCACUCCCGGACCUCAUUGCUACAUCCCCUCUGGAUGAGGGACAGACCCUGACACCUAGAACAAGAUACCAGCUCAGAAUGCCCCCUCCCUUGCUGGAUGUGUCUGGUGAUGUGUUGAACGUGUCAAUUCUCACAUUAUGGGCCAACUUUUCCAACAGCCUGACUUUGUUGACAACAGUGCCUUCUGUGAAUGACUUUCUGAAGGCUAUGGAUGGCCCUUUUGCCCAUCUGAGGAGCCUGGUUGGACAACACACUUCCACGAAAGAUACACCACAGUUCCAACCCCUUUCCCCCCUUGAGGAUGUUGUAAAGAACAUUGUGCAAGAGCUAUGGGGGCACACCUCUGUCAAGGUAAUCAGAGGUAUUGGGAAUAUACUUGACGAAGCAUCUGUGAUAGACGACCUCAGCUUUGAAGGUGCAUUAUUUUCCUCACUGCUCAAACUGUUUAGAAGUUCUCAACACUGUGCAGUUUUCAUGGAGACGUGUAUGGCUGUGUAUGCCCAGAAAAGGGGGAAGUCCCCCCAAGAAGUAAUGAAGAAGUUCUGCUCUCAUAACACGACUGAUACAGGCCAAACAGGACUCAAUAGCCAAGAUGCAGCAAGCCUCUGCAAGUCAGAGCAUCUGGAAAUCAAGGAGAAGUAUCCAGACAGGGUGGAUGAAGCAAAAGCCUUUUAUGACAAAGUUCUCAUGCAUUAUGGAGACAUUAUUUUGUCUAAGGACGAAAGAGAGACCCAACCUAAUGAAAGUCUCCACCUGCUUCAGAAAAUGACAGGAAAAUAUGCAGCACAGGUGAAGUCUGUGCACUUAGUUCCACCCAUUGGUGUUGCUGUAGUGGGAUUUGUAGUGGAUGAGACCGUCCCCCUGGAACAGUCCAUGGUAACUUUCACCAGCUCACCAAUUAUGGCAGAAAUGGUGAAGGCUAUGGGUCUGCCACUUACCAAGGAUGCAGCCCUUGCCAUAAGGAAUCUGUAUGAUGGCAUAAAGGCUUUCAGCCCAUACCAACCUGAUAUCAGCAAACAGAGAAGCUUCCUUCACCAUCUUUGUGCCUUCACGAACCCAGAUAAUGAGGAGUUUGGUGCAUCAGGCCUGAUGAAGUCUGUUGUAGCAACUGCCAGGCAAAGUGUCCAUUUCCAUGAUCAAAUACCUGACAGUGAAGACAGAGGCCAUGGACAAAAAUGA
Molecule: messenger RNA, 1359 nt
Organism: Cantharellus anzutake
Lineage: Eukaryota; Fungi; Basidiomycota; Agaricomycetes; Cantharellales; Hydnaceae
Exons: 5
Coding region: 1-1359 (452 amino acids)
Source: RefSeq, a predicted model, not a curated record